AUGACAGCAAUGGAAGGGGCCAGCGGGUCGAGUUUUGGAAUAGACACGAUUUUGUCCGGUGCCGGUUCCGGCAGCCCCGGCAUGAUAAACGGAGAUUUCCGCCCUCUCAGUGAAGCUAGGACCACGGAUUUCAGGAGCCAGGCCACCCCGUCACCCUGUUCGGAGAUUGAUACCGUGGGAACGGCGCCCUCUUCUCCGAUCUCGGUCACCUUGGAGCCCCCGGAGCCGCAUCUUGUGACAGACGGGCCCCAGCAUCACCAUCACCUCCACCAUGGCCAACAGCCGCCACCGCCGCCAGCCGCGGGCCCCGCGCAAAGUUUGCAGCCUUCGCCCCAACAGCAACCGCCGCCGCAGCCACCGUCGGCAGCCCAACAGCUGGGCUCAGCCGCCUCGGCCCCCAGGACUUCCACCUCUUCUUUUCUAAUUAAGGACAUCUUGGGGGACAGCAAACCUCUGGCGGCUUGUGCGCCCUACAGCACCAGCGUCUCUCCUCAUCACACGCCGAAGCAGGAGAGCAACGCAGCGCACGAGAGCUUCAGACCAAAGCUGGAGCAGGAGGACAGCAAAACGAAGCUGGACAAGAGGGAGGAUUCCCAGAGCGACAUCAAAUGCCACGGAACAAAGGAAGAAGGAGACCGGGAGAUUACAAGUAGCCGAGAGAGUCCCCCUGUGAGAGCCAAGAAACCUCGAAAAGCCAGGACAGCUUUCUCGGACCACCAACUCAAUCAGCUGGAGCGGAGCUUCGAGAGGCAGAAGUACCUCAGUGUCCAGGACCGCAUGGACUUGGCAGCGGCACUCAACCUCACCGAUACUCAAGUCAAGACUUGGUAUCAGAACCGCAGAACCAAGUGGAAGCGACAGACCGCAGUGGGCCUGGAGCUGCUGGCCGAGGCUGGAAACUACUCCGCUCUGCAGAGGAUGUUCCCAUCGCCUUAUUUCUACCACCCAAGCCUGCUGGGCAGCAUGGACAGCACCACGGCGGCGGCGGCGGCCGCGGCCAUGUACAGCAGCAUGUACCGGACUCCUCCGGCACCCCACCCGCAGCUGCAGCGGCCGCUGGUGCCCCGCGUACUCAUCCACGGCCUGGGGCCUGGGGGACAGCCGGCCCUCAACCCUUUGUCCAACCCCAUCCCAGGCACCCCGCAUCCCCGGUGA
Molecule: messenger RNA, 1155 nt
Organism: Myodes glareolus (Bank vole)
Lineage: Eukaryota; Metazoa; Chordata; Mammalia; Rodentia; Cricetidae
Gene: Barhl2
Product: BarH like homeobox 2
Biological process (GO): regulation of transcription by RNA polymerase II
Cellular component (GO): nucleus
Molecular function (GO): DNA-binding transcription factor activity, RNA polymerase II-specific; RNA polymerase II transcription regulatory region sequence-specific DNA binding
Source: RefSeq, a predicted model, not a curated record